Molecule: messenger RNA, 486 nt
Organism: Procambarus clarkii (red swamp crayfish)
Lineage: Eukaryota; Metazoa; Arthropoda; Malacostraca; Decapoda; Cambaridae
Source: RefSeq, a predicted model, not a curated record
AUGAGGGCUCAUGCGGCCUCCACCCCCUCUGUUGAGGGCUCCCGCGGCCUCCACCCCCUCCGGGAGGGCUCCCGCGGCCUCCACGCCCUCCGGGAGGGCUCCCGCGGCCUCCACCCCCUCCGUGAGGGCUCCCGCGGCCUCCACGCCCUCCGUGAGGGCUCCCGCGGCCUCCACGCCCUCCGGGAGGGCUCCCGCGGCCUCCACCCCCUCCAUGAGGGCUCCCGCGGCCUCCACGCCCUCCGGGAGGGCUCCCGCGGCCUCCACCCCCUCCAUGAGGGCUCCCGCGGCCUCCACGCCCUCCGGGAGGGCUCCCGCGGCCUCCACCCCCUCCAUGAGGGCUCCUGCGGCCUCCACCCCCUCCAUGAGGGCUCCCGCGGCCUCCACCCCCUCCAUGAGGGCUCCCGCGGCCUCCACCCCCUUCGUGAGGGCUCCCGUGGCCUCCACCCCCUGCAUGAGGGCUCCCGCGGCCUCCACCCCCCUCCAUGA